Messenger RNA from Pseudozyma hubeiensis SY62, 1563 nucleotides. RefSeq names its product SWI/SNF and RSC complex subunit Ssr4. The coding region runs from base 1 to 1563 and encodes 520 amino acids. The transcript has a single exon. The record is from RefSeq and is a predicted model, not a curated record. Lineage: Eukaryota; Fungi; Basidiomycota; Ustilaginomycetes; Ustilaginales; Ustilaginaceae.
AUGGGUCCAUCUGCCUCCCCUUCCCCUGGCAUGAUGAACCGUACUCAUCCCCACGCACAGCAAUUCAUCCCCCAACACCCACAGCAGCACUACAUGGACUCGCCUACUCCUUCCUCGACUCGUGGUCGCAAGCGCAAGCUCACAUCUCAGCACCCGCACCAACAGCAGCAUCCCCACCCGCAACAGCAACAACACCUGGCACGUCGUCCAUCCAUGCACAACCCUCACCACCCUCACGCACAGCAGCAACCUCCCGGAGCACCCCACGGUUUCCCUGGAAGACCGCCCAUGCCGGCAUUCCUGGGACUCAACCUGCCACCCACCAUCGCAGACGAGAUGCCCGAAUCCAUCUUUGACGAUCUGGAUCGAUUGACCCCGCGCGACAUGGCUGUCGCCAGGUACGCCAAGAACCACGAGCUGCUCAGCAUGGUGUUUGAUGCGAGGAGGAUCGACACUAUGACGCCCGCUCCUUCGCCGUAUGCGCAAGUCAAGGCGGAGGAUCUGAAGGCGAAAGUGCAAAGGAUUCAAGACGAGGCGGACGAGUUGGAGAAGCAGCACAGUGCAAAGCUGAGCCAGUUGAGAGAGGGUUCUGGCUCUGGUAAGGGUGCGCAGAGGCAGAAAGACGGGGAUGGGACGGACGAGGCAGCGGGUGUGGAGAGUUGGAGUGAAAAGGCUUCGAGGGGCAAGAUUCUGGGUGUUGGAUUUGUCAGGGCAGAGACACCCGAGGAGCUGCGACCUCCCAAACCUGUGGUAGAGACGAUGGAAGCCGGUGGAGAUGAGCAGAUGGACGUGGAACAGGGUGGUGAUGCGGAAGCUGCGGCCAAGGCGAAAGCUGACGAGGAAGCCAAAGAGGCAGAGCGCAGGCAGGCAGAGAAGGAGGCGAUCGAAAAGCUCAACAUCGAGCUUGGUGUCACGCGUGCUCAACCGCCUGCUGAGGCGCCAAAGGCCGUUCCUGCACCGCCAGCCCCCGCAGCUGCAGCUACGGCUACGGAGACGGCAACGGAGGCUGCUGCGACGCCUGCUGCUGGGGGAACUACGGGUGAGGCGGAUCAGGCGGUGAGCGACAUCAAGCCGCCCGUGGCUGCUGUUGAAGAGCCGCCUGCUGCUCCUUUGCUUGCUCCUGCCGAGGUGCCAGCUGAAGCUUCUGGCGAAGCUCAUGCUCAGCCAGCUGCGGCUGAUGCAGCACCGGUUGCACCUGCCACGGACGCGACUGCCGGCGACGCUGCUGCGACCGCAACAGCGUCCGAGACUGCCGAGUCGGCCCCCACGGACGAGGCCUCUGCCUCCGCGCCUGCUACGGACACGGCCAGUGCAGUGGAAGCCGUCGCCUCGCAACCGGACACGCUGGCGGACGAGUCGAUGCUCGACCAGCCCUCUGCGCCGGCGCCGAUCGAAGCAUCCGCUGAUCCGGUGGUGCCUGUCAGCGCGGAGCUAGCGGCUGAUGAGGGCGUGUCAGCUGAAGCCACGGCGGAUGAGGUGGUGGCGGCUGUGGCAGAGACUGCUCCCGAAGCUGUUCUCCCUCCCACCGAUGUUGCUGCUGAGGCUCCCGUUGCUGACCAGUAG